CGCAAAGCAACGACGACUGCAGUUCCACUGCUGCUGCUGCUGCACCACGAACUGUUUGUUUACCUCCAAAAGAUUUGUGGGGUGGUAUCGUGAGGUGUGUGCGAAAUUGCAAAAAAACAGAAAAGCGACUUCCGCGCUAGCGAAUGAAGCCCUCAGACAUGUGAAGCGUCGGCCAGGGGCCCGGUCCGUACUUCCGGACGUAAUAGUUUCUCUGUCUCGCGGUGGAAACACGUAUCAAUUCCGUGUGUAGGAUGCGGAUCGGUUCGCUGCUCCCUCACUCUUCCUGUUGAAUAUGUCCAGUUUCGAGUUUCUACCCUUUGAGAUAAGUUGCAUGAUCUUUGACUAUUUGAGUGUGUCGGAUUUGAAGAAUGCCUCCCUUACGUGUCGCCGCUGGUGCCACAUCAUCUUCUCCGACAGCUACAUCCGGCGGUUCAUGCUGCGGAUCAACCUGCACCGGUCCGAUCAGUCCAAGCUGGCGGCGGUCAAGGCGAACGCGGCAUCGAUAUCAUCCCCGAGUCGAUCCCGGUUACCUUCGUCUUUUCCUUGUUCGCUUUACCAGCGAUGUCGAACGGCCAAGGGAAAGUCAAAGUGCGAACUCCGCCAGAUGUCGCUGGUUCUGCGAAGAUCCUGUCGCCAUUACAGUAACAUUACGUUCAUGUGCGACAACCGGAGCGAGUUCACGGACAAUGUGUUCAAUGUGAUCUUGAACUUGCUGAGGCCCAGCGGACUGGAGCGCGUUGAGAUCUUGAAGAUCAUACUGUCGUCAAAUUUGAACGUGCUCGUCACGAUUCUGAACAGUGCAAUUAGAAACAUGGGAAGACUGAAGAGUUUCCACCUGAUCUACGAUCCCCAGCGGAGACUUCAAUGCGGAGACCACGUGCGACCGUGCGUGAUCAUCGAAAGUCAAACGAUCACGCACAUUGAGCUAAAGUCGGUCAUACCGGAGCAGAUACAGCUGCCCAAGCUGGAAUCAUUGGACGUGAGUCUACAGCCCGGAAUUGCCACCUUAAUCCAGAGCGUGUCCGAUAGUUUGACCACGCUGCACCUACACCUGGACUGCACAUCGGCAAACUGUGGCGAAGAAGAGAUCUACUCACUGACCUUGGAUCGGCUAAAGGUGCUCAAACUGACCCGCGGAAUCAUGAACGAGUUCAGCUUCCCAAUCCCGGUCAGCUCCAACCGCCCAGGACUCAAGCUCCACUUCUUCCGCCACCUCGAUCGACUCGAACGGCUCAUCCUCGAGGAAAAGUACACCGCGGAAAACAUCUUCCUCGCAAUCUGCGAAACAUCGCGCAACCUCACCGAGCUCAAAAUCGACCACCUCAAGGUCGUCAACUGCACCGUACUGGACAAGCUGUCCCUGCUCGAAAACCUUAAAAUACUCACCCUCCCAAAUAUCUACUCGUCGCACGAAAUAUCCUUCCACUACGUCUACUUACCAAAACUGGAAGCUCUGCACCUUAAAAUCUUCAAAGACUCCACCCACUCGUUCAGCAAAUUUGUCAAUUUAAAGCGUCUCACCAUCGGUUCCUACACCUCGCAAACCCCCGAACUCAUCGACGUCAUCUCGAUGCACAUCCAGCAGCUGCGCGAACUCCGGCUCUUCUUUCUCGAUUACGCAGACGUCCCCUCCAGAACGUUCCGCAAGCUGACCUACCUCGGUCAACUCCACCGGCUCGAACUGGUCAACGGCCAUCUGCGGCGCAGUGUUUUCAGCCGGUGUCCGCCGGGGAUCAGCAAACUGGAGCAGAUCGUGUUCAGCUGUUGCCACCUGGACACGCAGCACUUUGACGGACUGCGCGAAAAGUUUCCCCGGCUGCGGGAUGUCCGAUUUGAGAAGUGUGAGUUUGUCACGUUGAUGGAUCGGAGUGCCGCCCAGCAGUGGGGCGUGGAUGAGUUGUAGGCCCCGGUGGCGGUGUCUCUCUAUUAAAACCCCCUUGCUAUAUUAAAACUACGCGUUAAGGUUAAUUUUAGGAUAAACCAAAAUUUCAAACUUUUAAAACGUUAAUAAAAUUUUGUUGAUGCAAUCUUAA
This is a messenger RNA of Culex quinquefasciatus (southern house mosquito), 2033 nucleotides long. RefSeq lists its product as uncharacterized. The transcript has 2 exons. NCBI's taxonomy places the organism in Eukaryota, Metazoa, Arthropoda, Insecta, Diptera, Culicidae. Gene Ontology annotation, molecular function: protein binding. The record is from RefSeq and is a predicted model, not a curated record. The coding region runs from base 293 to 1903 and encodes 536 amino acids.